AUGGCAGCAUCAUCUAUUGGGUUGAUAUUUGUCAUAAUAUUGCAUUAUCGUCUCAAACAGAUUAGAGAUCAAAAGAUUAUCCCACGUUUAAGAUUAUCACGUGGAGGUCAUCAUACCCCAAAGCUUGAAAGGUUCUCUCAUUACGUAGCUAGGCAAAUGGGGUUCAAAGAUAGGAGAGUCUGUCCUGAUCUAUGUAGAUUGGCUUCUGAAUAUAUAAGCAAAUGUGAUGGAUUUGAAGAUGAUAUAUAUGCUUACUUUGAGAAUGAACCAGAUGCUGAUUCACUUUAUGUGAAGCUGGUAGAGGAAUUUGAGAGAUGCAUUCUUAGUUACUUUGGAUUUCAUUGGAACCAUUGUGAUAUAUUGAUAAGUCAGGUGUUGAGCUCGGAAAAUUCAGAGCCUAAAAAGAAGUUAAAGCACAUAGUUAUGGCAGCUACUAGGGAACAGAGGUUCGAGAGAGUUGCGAAGAAUCUGAAGGUGGCAAGUGUUUUUAAUACAUUAGUAGAAGAGAUGAAAGCAAUGGGAAUUGCAGUAAAUGAUGACUCUCAAUGUACAGAGGUAAUGGCUCCUGUAGCUCACAGCGACAGGAGUCCAGUCCUCCUUCUAAUGGGGGGUGGUAUGGGAGCUGGCAAGAGCACAGUACUUAAAGAUAUUCUCAAAGAACCUUUCUGGGCAGGAGCAUCAGCAAAUGCUGUAGUCAUUGAAGCAGAUGCCUUCAAAGAAUCAGAUGUCAUCUAUAAAGCACUUUGUUCAAGAGGCCAUCAUGACAUGAUUAAGACAGCCGAAUUGGUACACCAAUCAUCCACAGAUGCAGCAUCAUCCCUCCUAGUAACAGCACUAAAUGAAGGCCGUGAUGUAAUUAUGGACGGCACACUCUCUUGGGUACCAUUUGUUGUGCAGACAAUCACAAUGGCUAGAAAUGUCCAUCGCCGCCGUUACCGCAUGGGAGUUGGCUACAGAGUGAAUGACGAUGGAACCGUAACAGAAAACUAUUGGGAAAGAAUUAAAGAUGAGGAACCUGAACAAGUUGAAGGAAAAAAGAGAAAACCAUAUAGAAUCGAGCUAGUUGGAGUAGUGUGUGAUGCUUACCUUGCUGUUGUUAGAGGCAUAAGGAGAGCUAUCAUGUGUAGAAGAGCUGUGAGAGUAAGAUCACAAUUGAAAUCCCACAAAAGAUUUGCUGAUGCAUUUAUGACAUAUUGUCAACUAGUAGACAAUGCCCGUCUAUACUGCACAAAUGCAUUGGAAGGCCCGGCCAAGUUGAUAGGUUGGAAAGAAAGAGACAGGACCUUGCUGGUUGAUCCAGAUGAAUUCGACUGUUUGAAGAGGGUUGCAAAGUUAAAUGAAAAUGCCAACUCCAUAUAUGAACUCUACAAACCCCCUAACCCAGCUUGUGAAGCUGGAUCUGUAUGGAAAGACAUUGUAUUAUCUCCUUCAAGGUUGAACAUCCAACAGGAGCUCAAAUUUUCAAUCCAAGAGAUUGAACGCUUGAAAUGA
Molecule: messenger RNA, 1491 nt
Organism: Trifolium pratense (red clover)
Lineage: Eukaryota; Viridiplantae; Streptophyta; Magnoliopsida; Fabales; Fabaceae
Product: calmodulin calcium-dependent NAD kinase-like
Exons: 8
Coding region: 1-1491 (496 amino acids)
Molecular function (GO): kinase activity; ATP binding
Source: RefSeq, a predicted model, not a curated record